This is a messenger RNA of Oryzias melastigma (Indian medaka), 5622 nucleotides long. It is a transcript of the gene phf3, whose product is annotated as PHD finger protein 3. Bases 168 to 5102 code for a protein of 1644 amino acids. Lineage: Eukaryota; Metazoa; Chordata; Actinopteri; Beloniformes; Adrianichthyidae. The record is from RefSeq and is a predicted model, not a curated record. The transcript has 17 exons. Gene Ontology annotation, cellular component: nucleus. Gene Ontology annotation, biological process: DNA-templated transcription.
GUAAACAGAAACCACGUGACAGGAAUCGCUGGUUGUCAGGAGUUUUGCAGCAGCGCCACGAAUGACGGCUAAGUCGGAGGAAGUUGCUUGGAGCAGCUGUGCUAGCAUGUAACCUUUCACGAGUGAGCAGGAGCGUCGCUACAACCGAGAGGAAGGCAGCAGCAUUCAUGGAUAUUGUGGACCCCUUAAGCCAUUUAAUACCCAGUGAUCAGUUGGAUGAGUCCCUGGUAAUUGGUCAGAACUUGGAAUCUGAGGCCAGUAAUGAGUUUCGACCGGGACACAAACCUGAAGACUCUCUAAAGAACAUGCUGAGUGACAAAGAUCCCAUGUUUGGAUGUGCAAACACUCAGUUCAAUCUGCUGGACCAUGAGGAUCCCGCUUUUCAGAUUGCUGAUUCGGCAGGUCCAGACAGCGGUUCCACGUCUAAAGACACCACAAGUGAGCUAAAUCUUGCAGAAACCUCAUUUGAAGUUAAAUUCCUUAGCACAAAGAUAGAUCUAGUCAGCUUAGAUCAGAACUGCAGAAGUGGCCCCAAGCGUAGGAUGCCCACAAACUCCUUAAUUCGAGGAAAACCAGGAAGAAAACCAGUCAACAGGCUACGCAACUCCUUCCUUAUCGAGAAAGGAGUUAAAGGGCCCAAGCUUAAGAAGGAACUGACUUCAGGAGGUCGCAUUAAUAUUCAUGAUCUCGAUGGUGGAUCGUGGUUGAGUCCAGCAGUUGUGUUGAGGCGACUAACAGUUACAAUUGGAGGAUUUAAGAUUGAAUUGCUUCCAGGACCUUCUUACAUGCAAAGUGGCGAUAUAAGCCAGUUGGCAGGCUUGGAUGAGACCAUGUAUCAGUCUGAUAUUGGUUUGGCCAUGCUUCCAGACGCUGUGAUCAGCGGACAAAACCCUAUAUCAGAAAGCAUAGUAGAGAUGGAUCCUCAAAAGAGUGAUGCUGAUGAGGUCGCUCUUGGGCUGGGCCCAUACGUGAACCCUAACGACGUGCAGACAUCCAACGGGACCUGUGUGGAGAACCCAUCCAUGCCAGAGAGAAAACAUGAAGAUCCGAGUGGUACAGGAAAGCAAAAGCCAGGCGAUGUCAAACACCCACACCGCAGUCACAAUAACACAGCUGCUGUUUGUAAAAAGACUGAGGACAAAGAAAAGCGGCACACUGUAGUCAAAACAACCCCCAAAGCUAAGCCAGGGCCUGCAUCUAGUAAGAACAAGGACUUAGUUCCAUGUAAAACAAGCAUCGCAAUGAAGGACCAUAAAGUGACUGAAUUAAAGCCAUCCAAAAGUAUAGAAAGAGCAGACCUGCACAAACUGAAAUCCCCCAAGGAUAAAAUGGUGGUUUCAUCUUUGAAAAGACCUUCAGAGGUCUCUCAAAGCGAGCACACUGCCAAAGUGCAGAAGGUCCAUGGCUCCAGUGAAGUUAAAACGGAGCCAAAAUCUCCAGUUUCUCCAACAAAGAAGAUCCACAUGCCCGGCAGCCGUGCUGGGGAUCACCAGGGAUCAACCAAGUCAAAUGCGCCUCACCAUGUGUGCAAAGUUGAACCGUCUCACCAAACGCACAACCAUCCUGGCAAUUCUUUAAAACCCCCUCAGGAGGCAGGCAGUGACAAUUUUAAACUGAAAAAGCUAGAAAAGAUUCUUCAGAGGCAGAAAAGUAGAAAUUCAAGAAGCAUCUCGGUGGAGGAACCCCAGCUUUUCGUUCCAGACAAUGCUCCUGCUGUGAAGAAGGAAGCCGCUGAAGAGCAACCGGUGACGAGUGAGAGUGUCUGGGAUGGAAACAACUGUUGUGGUCUGUGCAAAAAACACCACAAUAACAUGUUUAUGGUUGGUUGUGGUCGCUGUGACGACUGGUUCCACGGCGACUGCGUUGGUCUCGACUUGGCCAAAGUACGGGAGAUGGAGGAGGAGGACCAGAUGUAUGUGUGCUUGAAAUGCUGCGAGGAGGAAAGCAAGAAGGUGGAGCCUGAACCCCAGACAGCUGCCAAGUCCGAGACUCAAGAAAAGACUCAGGUACACGAUCACAAGCUGCCUCCUAGAGCCCACCCAGGAUCCUCCCAGACUCCUCCACCAGGGGGGGUCAAACCAGUAAGAAAUCUAACUCAUCCUCUGAUAUUAUUCAUAGCCAGUGUUACCAACCUUACAACGGAUUCAGAAAGAAGACAUUCCACUGGAGCCAGAGAGGUCACUCACAAAACAGGUGCUCACCAAAAACAUGAGACCAAAAACAAGCCUACAGCUUUGGCUUCAAAAAAACCAGUGUCUGUCGAUGCAAUUCGGCGAAGUGUCCGAGAUUCCCUCAAAGAAAUCCUCACACAAAGGUUAAAAGAGUCAGAUUUACACAUUUCAGUGGAGAGAGCCUCUGAGGUUGCCAAGAAGACAGAGAAGGAGCUCUUUCAUCUCUUUAAAGACACUGAUCACAAAUACAAAAACAAGUACAGAAGUUUAAUUUUUAACCUCAAAGAUACAAAAAAUAACGUCCUCUUCAAAAGGGUUCUAAAAGGAGAAAUCUCUCCUGCUAAUUUAAUCCGCAUGAGUCCUGAGGAGCUGGCCUCAAAGGAGUUAGCUGCCUGGCGACAAAGAGAAAACAGACAUACAAUUGAGAUGAUUGAAAAAGAGCAGAGGGAGGUAGAGAGGCGACCCAUCACUAAAAUCACCCACAAAGGUGAAAUUGAAAUUGAGAGCCAGGAACCACUGAAAGUAACGGAGCCGGUCGAGAUUGAGCUUCCUCCUGUUGUGACUGAAGUCCCAGCAGAAACCCCCAAAAGUCCAGAGAAAAAGGCAGAACUCAUAAAGAAAGAGAAGGACACUACAAGUCAACACAAGUCUCACCUUUUUGAUCUGCACUGCAAAAUCUGCACAGGUCGCAUGGCCCCCCCAGCAGAAGAGGGACCAAGCAAAGCAGCCAAAGUAGCGACCACUGUGGUUCGGAGGCAGUCAACCAAAACUGAGGAGGCACAGGUUGCAAACCCCCCAGCAAUCGACGAUGACCUACACCUCACUGUUUUAGAGGAGAGCUUCCGAAAUGCCAAGUCAGGGCUUGAUGUUAGAUCGGAUCAUGCAAGUGGACGGGAUGAAGAGGCUGCUUUUCUGUCCAACCUGAAGCCGCUGUGGCGAGGAUUCAUUCAUAUGCACUCAGUGGCUAAACUUGUGACAAGAGCUUUUCCAGUUUCUGGAGCUUUGGACAAUUUAACAGAGGAUCUUCCCGACAGCAUCCAGGUUGGAGGAAGGAUAAGUCCUCAGACAGUUUGGGACUACUUGGAGAAGAUUCGGGCAACUGGGACAAAAGAAGUCUGUCUGGUUCGCUUCACCCCUGAGACGGAGGAAGAUGAGAUCUCUUACACCCUCCUUUAUGCCUACUUCAGUAGUCGCAAGCGUUUUGGAGUAGUGUCCAAUAACCUGAAACAAGUAAAGGACAUGUACCUCAUUCCUUUGGGCUCUGUAGAGAAAGUUCCUCAUCAGCUUGUUCCCUUUGAUGGACCAGGUUUGGAGAACAACCGCAGUAAUCUUCUGCUUGGACUCCUAAUUCGCCAAAGGCCAAAAAGGGAGUUUCUUCCAGUGGAUGUGAAUGAAUCUGUAAAGAUUGUUCCUGAAACUAAACCCAUCACUGUUCCGUCAAAAUCUACCAGAGAAACAGAGGAGGAAGAGAAACACUUCCUGUCCUCCUUAAUGCCUACCAACAAGAAAGAUGUGGACAAACCGCUCGACACCGCUGAAGAAGAGUCGGUCGCCGAGUCUUUUGAAGAAUCAUCUGGAGCAGAGGAGCCUGGUAGUCAGGAACCACUAAAACCACUUCGCUUUCUCCCAGGUGUGUUGGUGGGCUGGGGUGGAGAGUUACCACCUCUGCCAGACUUUAGUGAUAAACCAAUGACAGCAGGAGAUGAGGCGGUGAAGAUUAAGCCUCCUUCUAAAUCAAACGCCGUUACUGAUAACGCCAAGGGUCCAACAGCUGCUGCUCCUCGCUUCGUCAUCAAGAAGAAAGAAGCAAAACCUAAUAAAACGGAAGCUGAAGUGAAAGUUUCUGCUCCAAACAACUCCUCAAAAAAGGAUAGUGCAGUAACGGUCCAUCACGCAUCAGUCACACUGAAAGAUAAACCCCCAGAUGUGUCAACUGAAGCAUUCCUGGCAGGCUUGUCUGCGGCUGCAAGUGUUACUAAGAGUGGCAGUGCUGUCUCCACAAACAGUGAUGCUAGCCUUUUGUCUGAAAGUGAAAAACCCACUGAAGGAAAUUCAUCCUCGCAAUCCCAGGCAGCUUUAGAUCACACAAAUAGCUCAAAGCCUCCUUUAAGUGGAAUACUGAAAAAAUCUGCAUAUUCCUCUGUGCAGGAAGACAAAACAAUGGUGCUACACAAAGAUAAAGCCAGCCUCCCGAAUCCGUCAAGUCCUAAAGCGGUUCCUGUGAGCAGCAUUAGAAGUGAACCAGUGUUGCCUUUUCAUCAAGGAUAUUUGCAGCUCUCCCAGGCAAGAACAAAAGACCAAAACCAGACUGCUUUGCCAUCGUUUCUCACUAAAAAGAACAAUCCUGGAACAGGCCAGCCCGCCGCCGCAGAAAAGCAAACACUGCAUUCUGCUACAGCUCAAGCAGAGGGCAGCACGGAAGCUUCUGGACCCCAAAAUGAACAGGGCGACUCAGGACCUUUGCAGGAGCAGCUUCACGGAAGCAGUGAGGCCUCAGAUGUUCUACCAUCUGACACCAGCUCCACCCCGCAAACAGACGACCAGCAGUCCCAAAACCAAGACAGUCAGUCGGAGCUUUCUGGUCAAAGCUCGCCUCCGGCCAAAGACCACAAACACCCACACGAACAAUACAGCGACCCGUGGGAGAGGCCGCGCAACUCUGACGAUAGAGAUCACUACGGGAGGCACGGCCACAACAGAGAGCCCCACCACGGCAAAAAAAGCCGGCACCACGACAGAGAGAAGAAGCACGACUACAGCCACGAAGACAAGUACAGGGACCGGAGCAGGCAUCACGGACACUCGGACGACCGGCGCGGCGAGAGGAGGAAAGAGAGAUACCACGGUGAAGAUCACAGCAGCCGUCACAAGGACAGACACCACCACAGGCGGGAAUCCGAGUAUGAGAACAGCCGAAGAAGUUACUCCUAAUACCUUUUUCUGUUGGUGACUUUGCUGGCACACUUUGAUCAAGACGGCUGUUUUAUCUGUAUACAUUUGUAUGCAUCGCCAUUGAACUUCCACCUUUGUGUAUGAACUGUGCAGCUGAACUUCAAGUGGAGAUUAGAUUAUUAACAUAAACCAUUUUUUUUAUUCAGACCAAGAGGAAAUCUCAAAAAUGAAGCCGUUUCAUUUAAUCUUUUUAUUGUAAAUAGUUUUACACAGAGCUGCUGGAUUGAGGACAUUUCUAAGCCACCAGAAAAAAGCAAAGGUGUAUUUUAGCGUAUGACUGAGAAAAAGCUUCAACUUGUGGCCUGAAUGUACUGAACCUAUUUAAGAAAAACAUUCAAACAGCAGCCGAUUUUUCUUCUCAAUUUAACUUCUUUUAAUAUUUUAUAUGCUUACUUUCCCUUGAAUGUACAUUUUGACCUGUAAUAUACAUUAGAGAUAAAGUGUGCCUUUGCACUUUGUGUUUAUGUACAUUUGGUAAUAAAACUAAUCCUUUUUUUUA